Penicillium chermesinum is the source of this 2202-nucleotide messenger RNA. RefSeq lists its product as uncharacterized. The record is from RefSeq and is a predicted model, not a curated record. Gene Ontology annotation, cellular component: nucleus. Gene Ontology annotation, biological process: regulation of DNA-templated transcription. Gene Ontology annotation, molecular function: transcription cis-regulatory region binding; zinc ion binding; DNA-binding transcription factor activity, RNA polymerase II-specific. NCBI's taxonomy places the organism in Eukaryota, Fungi, Ascomycota, Eurotiomycetes, Eurotiales, Aspergillaceae. The transcript is spliced from 7 exons. Bases 1 to 2202 code for a protein of 733 amino acids.
AUGGAGGGCGAUCUGGAAUCUUCAGGCCAACAUGGUAAGCAGCCUGCGUGUCUGAACUGCCGGAGGAGCAAGAUACGUUGUAAAAGACCGGAGGGGCAUGCUCGCUGUGAGAAGUGCAGGCUUCGCGACGUCGAAUGUAUUGUCUCGAGUCACAGUUUGGGACGGCAGAAGGGGGUCAAGAACAAGCGGAAAGGGUUGGAAAAAGCCAUUCAUCAGAUCGAACAGGCCAUCAAGCGGCCCAAACUUGAUGAUCGGCUUGAGCCAGAUGAGGCCCAGAAAGCCAUUUUGGAGCUGCAGGGGCUCCUCUCUCGCUUCCAAGGCCAACUUCGAAGCGAGGCAGAAGGCGAAUCGGAGGACCUGACCGAUGAGAAUGGCCGCGUGCGGAAGCUACCGUCUCCCUGUGACCCAGUUGUAGAUGAAAGCUUGAUGCUGGAUGAUGCAGAGAAUCCUCUUCAGCUGCUUGCCAGGGCAUCGGAUUUGCAGCUCUCACCGAACGGGGUUGGUCGGGCGCCCAAGACUCCGCAGCUUCCAUUCAUAGCGCCUUCGACGGCGCCGCAGGAGACGACUUCACCUGUGGACUCAGAUGUGAAGUCUUUCUUUGUACCCACUAGGGCAAGUCUCGAUAUUGGUCCGGAGCUUGAUCCUGUAGACUUGGGACUAGUGACUUUUGUCGAAGCGGAGUCUCUAUUUUCUUUCUUCUACCAUAAUCUCGCACAUACGAGAUGGGGUCUGGAUCCCUUGGUGCAUACAGCGGUAUUUGUGCGGUCCCAGUCGGCCUUCUUGUUUACGUCUAUUCUGGGAGCAGCGGCGUUAUUCAUGCCUUCUGCCGCAGCUUUGUCGAAGAGACUACUCCGACACAGCAAAUGGCUCGCGAAAAAGGUGGUGACACACCGAUUCCGAUCUGUCGAGAUAGUCCUCGCAUUCAUAGUGAAUGUACCCUGGAUGGCGCCAGGAGAGAGACUGGGCGAUGACGAUACUUGCUCGUAUAUUGCGAUGGCCCUUACCGUGGCUUUAGAUCUGUCACUUAACAAGAUCGUGACUCCAUCGUCCAGUUACAAUCAAGACCUCCUCGGCCGCCUGGCGCGUGCUGACUGUAUCGAUGCUAAGAGGGCUAUGUACAUGGAUGGAUUUGAUGACGUUGACCCUAAUUCGGAACGGGGUCGUCGACUACUACGUCGGAGAGAACGUAGCUGGAUUGCGCUAUUCGUCGUUGAGAGGGGUGUCUGUCUCGCGCAUGGACGAAGCUACACUGUGCCCUUGACGGCAUUGAUUGAGCAUUGCGAUACAUGGCACCAAUCAGACAUUGCCGACCAGCGGGAUGGACAAAUGAACUCAAUGGCUGUUCUGAGAAGAGAUCUUGAUGAUUUGUUCAGACGAGUCAAGUCCAGCUGCGACAGCUACCGGGUUAUAGACCCCGGGUCUCAAGCAGCCCAAUCCAUAAAGUCUACAAUAGAGAGCUUUUACGAGCAAUGGUAUGCAACCUGGGGUUUAGCUAUCAGCGAAGGAGGAACACGAUCUCUCCCUCCAUACGUGGAAAUCCUGGUAACACAUACCCAGCUUUCUACCUACGGUGGAGUCAUCAACCACCCUACUGCACCCUUAGAAGUUAAGCGCUUUUUCCGGGCAGCCGGUCUCUCGGCAGCACUGAAUGUACUCCGUGCGGCUAUACAAGGCGAAGGACGACUCAAGUCUAUGCCCAAUAAUACCGUCAUCAUGAUAUCCUACGCCGCAUGCUCUGCACUUAGUCUCAGCAUUACCCCCGGCGACGGUAAAUCAAGCCUCGCGCCCAGCGUGCGGGCUCUAAUCGAAGAGACAGCCGCGGUUUUAGAGCGGAUCGGAGCAACUCCAAGCCACAGAAAAGGUGCCUCUGUACUAUAUGGGAGAUUUCUCCGCGAAAUCGUCCGCCGCAGCCCUGCAAUACCAACAGCGCCACAGACCUCGCACGUGGAUAGCUCAGAUUUGUUGGUUCCGGUUGCUCCUUUUGGUGAGCAGGGACACGCUUCAACGGUCACACAACCUGCCAUGCACCAAAUGGAUCUGUGGACUGAACCAUUGCAGUUCUCGGCGAUGUCAGAUGACCAGAUUGUUGACGCUGUGAAUCGGGCUGGGAGCAUGUUUGGGGCCUCAAUUCCAGAUGUGCCUGUAGACGAUAUGCUGAGCUGGGAUUGGUUUGAUUUUGCGAGCACCGAGUUCGGAUUCUAG